This is a messenger RNA of Acanthaster planci (crown-of-thorns starfish), 4478 nucleotides long. Its product is annotated as peroxisomal acyl-coenzyme A oxidase 3-like. Gene Ontology annotation, molecular function: fatty acid binding; pristanoyl-CoA oxidase activity; FAD binding. Gene Ontology annotation, cellular component: peroxisome. The record is from RefSeq and is a predicted model, not a curated record. Gene Ontology annotation, biological process: lipid homeostasis; fatty acid beta-oxidation using acyl-CoA oxidase. NCBI's taxonomy places the organism in Eukaryota, Metazoa, Echinodermata, Asteroidea, Valvatida, Acanthasteridae.
GCUCUUCACUAGUGUGUGCGCGCUACCUACCUAAGCCAAAGCCUAAAAAUGAACACCAAUCAGCCGUACUACUUGAUCACUUUGCAAGUUGCUUGAGGCCGCGACGGAGAUUGAACUAUAAAUUGUUCAUUGGUUCAAACAUCGAUUAAACCAGUCAAAAGACAUGCAAGUGGAUGAGUCUUUUGAACAGCUCCGACGUUGAGUAGUUGACCAUACCCUAAAUAAAACAGGUCAUUCUUCCUUGCGUUAGAUUAGAAGUUGGACAAAUUCAUAAAAGUGGACUUCGCCCGGACUAGUGCUAGCUGUUGAUUUAUAGUCUCGGUUACUCGUGACGCAGUUUUGUAGACUUUAAAGUAGGCGAAGGAGGCGUGGUUUUAAUUAAAGACAAGUUCACACCAUGCACUUUCGCAUGAGAAGUGGUUUUGUUGCCUGCUGCCAGUCUUGAGAUAAGACUUGUCUUCAUGCCUCGUGGAAGAAGUUUGGACUUUACUUCCCCCCCUGACUGUCCCUUAAAAAGUCCUCCACACUGAGCCACGAUUAACAUUAGGCCUAGCAUGGUUGUAGCCUUUCAUUUAAGGCAAGUUUCUACACUGUAUUGUGUAAUAAAAAAUAUGCCUUCAGGCCUGUCAGGACAUGGCACCCGUAGAAGUACAUCCAGACACCAUGUACAUGUCAUACUUAAAUAUCACGAUCACCACAGUUAUGCAAAACAGGUGACAUCGUGACGGUGCUGACGUCCUUUGAAACACACCAACCUAGGCUGAUUGGAGGAAUGUCAAGGCUAUGCAUAUAACUUAUAAGGCUGUGUAAGCCUGCACCUUGAUACAAUAAAAUUCUUGUUUGUCAUUUAAAGCAAACACAAAAUUGAUGAAUAUUUCCACAUGCAUUCAACUAAACUGGACCUUAGAGUUGUUCUGUUCAUAGGUUUAUUACUAGAUUUUUCUAUUUAAAUUCUUUCUUUGCAUCCUAAGUCUUUGUACUGGCUUGCUACUGAUACUUGCCAGGCCUUUCUAUUCCAGUUGAGUAUUAAAAACAUACGGAGUAAUUGCAGAAUAUCCCGCCACUCUAAAAAACGACCCCUGGAAUGACUGGUUACGCGGGUACAAGGUGAAAAUCCCUUGAGAAGAGAGUGACACUUUGACCUGUACCUGGCUAUGAGGUGGCAGGAUAUACUACAAUUGAGCUAAAAACCCCUUGAAGCAAAAUAAUGAGCGCAGUGGUAGCCGCGGGCCUUAGUCUACAAGUAGGCCUACUACUGCUUCCAUUUCCUUGAUACAGGACUAACCCCACAUCAAAAGAUUGCCAAGGUACCGGUAUUGCAUUAGAAUGGCCAUAGUAGGGGACUCGCAUAGAGCCAUCUGAACCAGGCUCUGUCUGAAUGUGAGAUGAUAAACAUAAUUUUAAUUUUAUGCGGCCGUGACUUGUCAGAGGUAAAUAGGGUGAAGACUUUUGAUUGGACUGGCAGUUAUCUGCUUCCUAUUGUGUGUUAGAUCAUAUCUACCCACGCUGCAGACGGUACCUCGCUCAUGCACAAGUACAGUACCUUAAUUUUUGUCAUUCAGUUGAACUGUCUGCUGGCAUGAAUAAAUCCGACCAAAAUUAAGCAACCCGGAAGUACCUGAGGCUCUCCACCCCUUCCAAUCCUGCUACCUGGUAGGAUGGAAUCCACGACUGUGUCAGAGGGUGUGCCCCUUCCGGCAGACUGGGCCAAGCUGGUGCCCAACAUGCCCACCGGUCCCCUAGACCUCUACCGGCAGAAGGCGUCCUUCGGCUGGAAAGAUAUGAAGUUGCUCACCGAGGGGGAAGAUCAGAUCCGAUUCCAGCGUAACUUGUGGAGCAUCAUGGAAAAUGAGGCCGUCUUCCAGCAUCUUGCCCCAGACGCCACCAUGGCAGAGAUGCGGGAGGCCACUCAGAGACGCCUCCAUCACCUGAUGAGGCUCAACCUCCUCCCCUGGGACAAGCUUUCGGAGCAAAUCAACAACAUGCAGUGGAUGAUCGACGGCCUGGGCAUGUACGACUGGUCCCUGUCGGCCAAGUACAUCUUGAAUUUCCAGAUGUUUGGAGGAUCCAUCAUGAGUCUAGGCACAGAACGGCACCAGAUAUUCAAGGACUUAUCGGCUACCUUUGAAAUCUGUGGUUGUUUCUCUCUGACGGAGCUCUCCCACGGCAGUAACACCAAGGCGAUCAGAACCACAGCCACAUAUGACCCCACAUCUGAGGAGUUUGUUUUCAACACGCCUGAUGUGGAGGCCACCAAAUGCUGGGUGGGCCUGAUGGGCAAGACGGCCACCCACGCCCUGAUGUACGCCCAGCUCUACACCCCCGAUGGGGUGUGCCACGGGCUGCACCCCUUCGUCGUCCCCCUGCGGGAUCCCAAGACCCUCCAGAGCUACCCAGGACUGGUGCUGGGCGACAUGGGCAAGAAGAUGGGGCAGAAUGGACUGGACAAUGGCUUUGUGUCUUUCAACGAUUACCGUAUUCCACGAGUCAACCUCUUGAACAGGGGUGGUGACGUCACACCCGAAGGGAAAUACGUCACACCGUACAAGGACCCUACCAAGCGGUUCAGUUCAGCUCUAGGUGCCUUAUCAGCCGGCCGUGUAGGAAUCAUCAGCAUGGCUGUCGUCAACCUGAAGAAAGCCUUAACCAUCGCGGUACGGUACUCAGCGGUCCGCAAGCAGUUCGGACCCACAGAUGCAGAGGAAAUCCCUGUUUUAGAGUACCAACUCCAGCAAUGGCGUUUGCUCCCCCAUGUGGCUGCCAUGUAUGUCCUUCACAGCUUUGCCAACUACAUCGGGGACCAGUACCACGAGUUCGUCAUCGGCAAUUUCCUGAGGGACAAGAGCGAGAGGCAGGCCAGGUUUAGUCGCGAGUUGCACGCCUACUGCAGUGCUGGUAAGCCGCUGGCUACCUGGGCAGCCCGAGAUGCUGUGCAGGAAUGCAGAGAGGCUUGCGGGGGACACGGCUUCCUAUGGGCGAGUGGUUUUGGUGAGAUUCGCAAUGACAACGACCCCAACUGUACUUACGAAGGUGACAACAACGUCCUACUGAUACAAACCAGUAACUAUCUGAUCAGCCUAGUGCAAGCUAAGCAAACAGAUGAUGUGAAGAUAUGGGCCCCCAUGGAGACGGUCGAUUUUCUGGACGACAUGGAGUCUGUACGCAGUUACCGCUUCGACUGCACCAGCGAAAGCAAAGUGAUGGCCCCCGAGGCCAUUCUCUCGGCGUACAAGUGGCUGGUGGUCUACCUCAUCCAAGAGAGUAUGUCCAAGCUGCAGGCAGAGGGCCGGAAGGGCAAAGAUGCCUUCACCGCUCGCAACGACAGCCAAGUCUACUACUGCCGAUCGCUCGCCAUUGCGUACAUAGAGCACACUGCUCUGGACGCCUUCAUACGUUUCUGCCACAACGAUGACAUCAACCCCUCCCUCAGGACAGUCCUCCUAAAGCUAGGUAGCUUGUACGGUCUGUGGAGUCUGGAGAAACACGCCGCAACUCUGUACCAAGGUGGGUACUUCUCUGGCAGCGGUCCAGCCCAUCUGAUCCGAGACGCCAUCCUGACCCUCUGCUCUCAGCUCAAAGACGAAGCCGUGGCCCUCGUGGAUGUCUUUGCCCCACCUGACUUCAUCCUGAAUUCCCCCAUCGGUGCUUCGGACGGACAGGUAUACAAGCGUCUGUAUGCUGCCUUUCUCCAAACUCCGGGCAGUCUAGAAAGGCCGUCAUGGUGGAAGGAAUUCGCCAAGAAGUCUGCUGCAGCUAAACUUUAAUGCUGAUAGGGAUACACGUGAGGUACUCCGCGAGUAAGGUCAAUGAGAAGGGACCUCUGAACUUUGACCUUGCAACUGUUCAUGUCAGCGUAACAUUUUGCAAACCUCCACAGUUGUAUCAACUGUAGUGGAAAUAAUGAUAUUUGAAAUUUUAAUUUUAAUUUUGUUCCCCAUUUCCAAUGUCCUGUGCUUUUAUGUGGCCUUGUGAACAAGGUCUUUCAAUACACCUCUUGCCUAGCUAGCCUUGCAUAACUGAUGAUGAAGGUGGGGCUAAAUUGUGGAUUUAUUGGGCAAGAAUGCAUGCUCAGGUGACGAUCAAAGUGAAAUUCUGUGUAAUGCGUAUCGAUCAAGCAGUCAGAGGUUUGAUUCGCAAAUUCUGACAAGAUGCUGCUUCGGAUGAAUUUCAAGAAUGAUUUAAAGCCCUGAUAAAGGCCCCGCCCUGCAUCCUUUUUUGUCAGACUGUUUGAAGUUCUGCCCUGCCUAUCAUUUUACCUCUGCCAUGUAUUAUAUUUUUCUUCCUUCUUUACAGUAUUGUCAUCGAGAUCCUGGAAGACCGUCACAAGACUAACAUAAGACCUCCAGUCUGAAUUCCACUCACAAGCUAUGCAAUUGAACCACAAGCAAAGCAUGCCUUUGCUAUUGUUGAAAUUGUUAUUUGUGACUGGUCUUGUGAGUAGUCUUGUGACUGGUCUUGAGACUGGUCUUGUGACUGGU